AUCCACACACCACUAUAAAUUGCAACCACCGCAAAACAAGUUACCAAACUCAAUCUAUCAGCAACAAUGAGAUUCGAUCGCGUUCUCAUCGUUUCCCUUCUCAUCCUCUCCGCCGUGUCGGGUUUCUCCGCCGCUCUCCGGCAGAAGGGAGCUUUUGUCGGUGGCUAUACCCCUAUCAAGGACCUCAACGACCCUCACGUUAAGGAGAUCGCCAAUUUCGCGGUGUCCGAGUAUGAUAAGCAAUCAGGGGCGAAGCUGAGGCUGGUUAAGGUCGUUAGCGGCGAUUCUCAGGUGGUGGCUGGAACCAAUUACCGCCUUGUGAUUGCGGCGAAGGGUGGAUCCCGAUCCGCUGCCGCCAGCAAUUACGAAGCCCUUGUAUAUGAAAGGUCAUGGGAGCAUUUCAGGAAUCUUACUUCCUUUAAGCCUGUUCAUUGAUUAAUCAUAAUAGUGUGUAGUUUCGUGAUCUUUAUCUUAUUGGUAAAUCUAUAUCAGUUGUCUUAUUAUUAUAUCGUGUAAUUUUGUACCUGUUGUUUUCUGUCAAUAAAGUUGAGGUUUGCAAA
Lotus japonicus is the source of this 560-nucleotide messenger RNA. Its product is annotated as cysteine proteinase inhibitor 1-like. The transcript has a single exon. Gene Ontology annotation, molecular function: cysteine-type endopeptidase inhibitor activity. Lineage: Eukaryota; Viridiplantae; Streptophyta; Magnoliopsida; Fabales; Fabaceae. The coding region runs from base 67 to 435 and encodes 122 amino acids. The record is from RefSeq and is a predicted model, not a curated record.